Vanessa tameamea is the source of this 1923-nucleotide messenger RNA. It is a transcript of the gene Syt7, whose product is annotated as synaptotagmin-7. Lineage: Eukaryota; Metazoa; Arthropoda; Insecta; Lepidoptera; Nymphalidae. Gene Ontology annotation, biological process: regulation of calcium ion-dependent exocytosis; regulation of dopamine secretion; calcium-ion regulated exocytosis. Gene Ontology annotation, cellular component: plasma membrane; exocytic vesicle. The record is from RefSeq and is a predicted model, not a curated record. Gene Ontology annotation, molecular function: calcium ion binding; SNARE binding; clathrin binding. The transcript has 11 exons. Bases 152 to 1447 code for a protein of 431 amino acids.
GUAGCGGACGGUCGGGUUGCUACGAAUAAACAUAAAAGUUUAACAACUGCCGUGCCGUGUCUGUGUCGUGCUGUGUUUCUGUGCAUUUAAGUAAUCGUGUUUGUGUCCUGUGAGCAGAUAAUGGUUUAACUGCCGGCAAACUAAGGUCACAAUGAAAACUCGUGACGUUGUGCUGAUAUCGCUGCUGAGUGUGGGUGCUGCUGUUCUACUCUUCGCGGUUGCAGCAUACUUAUACAUUAACCGUCGUCGACGGAAGAGAGAGGAUGAUGAAGAUGGCACUAGCUGUGCAAUACGGGCUGAUUCAUCUGCUACAGAUAGCGGCAGAGACAAAAACAUAAGUCGCUUGAACGGAUUCCUUAACUUGAAGACACCGCUGAUUAGCACCAAAACAUUGGGAGCGCAGCUUGAAACCACAUCAACAAGCUCACCACAAGCCAAGUCGCCCGCGAGCAGCAGUGCUGGAGCUGCAGCUGGAGCUUCAACAGCCCAAGGGGAGAGGACACCGACAGCCCAUAACAAGCAACUACAGAAUGUCAAGGGACAAGACCACCCAACGCAUCCUUCCAUGGCGUUCCUUCAGAACCGGUCCAUCUCAUUGGUGGACAUGUACAUCGACAACUCGGAGCCGUCAGAGAACGUUGGCCAGAUCCAUUUCUCGCUGGAAUACGACUUCCAAAACACUACCUUGAUCCUUAGGAUUAUACAAGGCAAGGAACUCCCGGCUAAGGAUCUAAGCGGGACAUCCGAUCCUUACGUGAGGGUAACAUUGCUGCCGGAUAAGAAACACCGCUUGGAGACGAAGAUCAAACGUCGAACCUUGAACCCGAGAUGGAACGAAACCUUCUACUUCGAAGGGUUCCCGAUACAGAAGCUGCAGAGUCGGGUGCUACACCUUCACGUCUUCGACUACGAUCGUUUCUCGAGAGAUGAUUCCAUCGGCGAGGUGUUCCUUCCAUUAUGCCAGGUGGACUUAAGCGAGAAGCCAUCCUUUUGGAAGGCUCUAAAACCACCAGCUAAGGAUAAGUGUGGCGAGCUGCUGACGUCACUGUGCUAUCAUCCGAGUAACAGCGUACUAACACUGACACUACUCAAAGCUAGAAACUUAAAGGCUAAAGAUAUUAAUGGAAAAUCAGAUCCCUACGUUAAAGUUUGGCUGCAGUUCGGUGACAAACGUAUCGAAAAACGCAAGACAGCCGUCUUCAAAUGCACACUGAAUCCCGUCUUCAAUGACUCGUUCUCCUUCAACGUGCCCUGGGAGAAGAUCAGAGAGUGCUCCUUGGACGUCCAAGUAAUGGACUUCGACAAUAUUGGCCGGAACGAGCUCAUUGGCAGAAUACUCUUGGCUGGGAAAAACGGCUCUGGGGCCACAGAAACAAAACACUGGCAAGAUAUGAUCACCAAACCUCGACAGACCAUCGUACAAUGGCACCGCUUGAAACCUGAAUAAAUCGUUGACAUGGGGUCAUUUAAACCCCAUACAUUAAUGCGUGUUAGAAAGAAAUAACACUAUAGGUUAGACAGAGAUCGCUCUCUGAACUUUUCUUAGCGUUAUAUCUAUUUGACGAGCAAUAUUAAUCGUAUGGGGGUCAUCAUUUUUUAGACAAGACGUUUAUUAGUAAAAAAUAAUAAUAAUUAAUUAGAAUUAAUAUAAUAACAGUUAUUUUAUUGUUGAAUCGAAUAAAACAUUGAAUAUUUGUGCUACUAAAUAUUCGUUGAAAUUAACUUUUGAUAGACAACAUAUAAAACAUAAGUUUUGUCUUGUGAAUGAUAAUGCCCCUUAUCAAAUAAAUUCAAAACGUCAUAAGACUGAAUGGUUAAAUAAAAGAUUAAUAUUCGAAACUCUUCGUCGAUAUCAUGGCUUAAGAUAUUGCUGAAACGAACGUAACUUUAAUAUUAUUUCUAUGAAAUAUUUACAAAAAUUUU